This is a messenger RNA of Sinocyclocheilus anshuiensis, 2223 nucleotides long. RefSeq lists its product as uncharacterized. Gene Ontology annotation, molecular function: electron transfer activity. Bases 176 to 1678 code for a protein of 500 amino acids. The transcript is spliced from 12 exons. Gene Ontology annotation, biological process: cell redox homeostasis. NCBI's taxonomy places the organism in Eukaryota, Metazoa, Chordata, Actinopteri, Cypriniformes, Cyprinidae. The record is from RefSeq and is a predicted model, not a curated record.
GGUCAUUAUGAAUAGCAUUAUAAGGCGCAGUUACUUUGCACAACAAUGUUCAAUUGUUUACAUACAGCUCGUCAGAAUGAGCCUACUCAGCAAAUCCGUUUCGUUGUAAGCGCUGUGCAAAGUCACAUAGUGAUAGCGAUACAAGCGAAAGCAGCUGGCAAGAAAAGGUGCAGUGAUGGUGGAGGAUGGGACGGUCAUGAGGGGACGGGUAACGGUGUACUCCGUGCCAGGCUGUCCACACUGCAUACAGGCCAAAGCUACUCUGAGUAUGCUAGGUGUGCCUGUGUGUGAUGUGAAUGUGAACAAGCACAGAGAAUUAAGAGCACGAUUGAAGAAGCUCACAGGUCUCAGUGUCGUACCACAGAUAUUCUUCAAUAACCUGUAUGUGGGAAACAACGAGGACCUCCAGAACCUGGAUCCUGAGCGGCUGGAACGUCUCGUCCUGUCAGUAAGAGAGGAACCCGUGCCGCUGGAUGCUCCGCCUGUACCUGGGGAAAAUAGCCUUGACUCUGAUGGUGAGGUUUAUGGAGCAGCCUGUGAGCUCUCGGAGGCACUGAGGAAUCUGAUCCUGAAACUCUACUCUGAUCAUCUCUCUGAAGAUGGCAAGACAGUUGAUUACAAGGCCAUGUCCCGGAGUCUGUGCUUUGAGCGGUACUGUGAUCUAGCUGUCCACCUUCAGCGUGUGGAGCUGCUGUCUCUGAGUCGUGAAGAGAAACUGGCUUUCUUUAUCAACAUCUACAACGCCCUCGUCAUCCACGGGAACCUGCGUCUGGGCUUUCCCAAAAACAUAUGGCAAAGGUAUCGGUUCUUCAACUAUGUGAGCUACUUCAUUGGUGGUGAGGUGUUCACACUGCAGGAUAUUGAAAAUGGAGUGCUUAGAGGCAAUCGAAAAGGUGUGGCACAACUCAUGAAGCCCUUUUCCAGGAACGACCCUCGACUGCAGGUAUUCCAGGACGAGGAUGCGAACUUUGUUCCCACUCCGGACUUGCCCAAAGCAGCCUGUGAGCUCUCGGAGGCACUGAGGAAUCUGAUCCUGAAACUCUACUCUGAUCAUCUCUCUGAAGAUGGCAAGACAGUUGAUUACAAGGCCAUGUCCCGGAGUCUGUGCUUUGAGCGGUACUGUGAUCUAGCUGUCCACCUUCAGCGUGUGGAGCUGCUGUCUCUGAGUCGUGAAGAGAAACUGGCUUUCUUUAUCAACAUCUACAACGCCCUCGUCAUCCACGGGAACCUGCGUCUGGGCUUUCCCAAAAACAUAUGGCAAAGGUAUCGGUUCUUCAACUAUGUGAGCUACUUCAUUGGUGGUGAGGUGUUCACACUGCAGGAUAUUGAAAAUGGAGUGCUUAGAGGAAAUCGCAAAGGUGUGGCACACCUCCUGAAGCCCUUUUCCAGGAACGACCCUCGACUGCAGGUGGCACUUCCUGAUGUUGAGCCUCAUUCAUUUGCACUGAACUGUGGUGCAAAGGGCUGCCCUCCAAUUAAGACAUACACGCCACAGAUUCCAGAAGUGAAACUCAGCCAGAUCUUCAAGUGGUACAAGGCAGAUUUUGGAGGCACCGAUGAGAAGCUGCUGAACUGGGUGUUUGACCAUAUGGGAGCAUCACAGAAGAAGAGGAAUCUACAGGCUCUGCUGUCAGAAGGAAAGGUCAAAGUGAGCUAUUUGCCUAUAACUGGUCUAUAAACAGCACAGACUGAACUAAACCACAUUCUCAUGCACAUGAUCACUCUAUCACUCACUUAUUGUGGGUACUGUGUUUCUGCUGAACAUGUUAAGCCAAGACAAGCGAUUCAAAUCAAAACUGUACGCUGAAACUAUGCAUUUCGAUCCCUUUACCUUGUUCUUCCACCUCCCAAAGGGCAAUGUGAUACUGUAGCCUAAUAUUUCUAAUGAAAUUUUAUACCUAUAAUUUUCCAAAUUGUUUUGCAGUGUUUUGCACUGAUUAUUAUGCAGUUACAUGUUUUAAAUAUUCUCAUGCAAGGAUGUCUUUAAUUUAUCUGCAUUAUUAUAUGUAUUGUACUGUAUAUAUGUCGAUUUCUUUUUAACAUUUAUUUAAUAUAUUUCAGCAACACUAUGAAAAGCAACAAAAAAAAAACAUGGAGCGUAACGAAACAUACUUUGCACAGAUUUGACUAUCGUGCAAAUUUCUUGUAAUUUACACUUUUUCGAAAGACCUCAAGGAAAAAUUAUAUUUAAUUUAUACACACACACACACACAUAUAUAUAUA